Ostrea edulis (European flat oyster) is the source of this 429-nucleotide messenger RNA. Its product is annotated as steroidogenic acute regulatory protein, mitochondrial-like. Gene Ontology annotation, molecular function: lipid binding. NCBI's taxonomy places the organism in Eukaryota, Metazoa, Mollusca, Bivalvia, Ostreida, Ostreidae. The coding region runs from base 1 to 429 and encodes 142 amino acids. The record is from RefSeq and is a predicted model, not a curated record. The transcript has 3 exons.
AUGGCUGGAACAAAGGCGACGGUAGGUCUACUGGAGCUAGAGAGAGACAACAACGGUUGGGCGCUAGAGGAUGACGACUCCUCAAUGAACAUCACCAUUCACAGCAAAUACAUGGACAAAUGGGGCCUGAAAAUUUAUCGCAUCGAAGCAGACGUGAAUGUCAGUGCCCGUGUUUUGUGGGAAGAUAUGGUAAUGAAUGUGGAAGAUACAGCUAGCUGGAAUAAAGACAUGAAAAAAGUCAAGCAAUUGGAACAAGUAAAUUCCUGCACGGACAUUAUUCGCCAGACGAUGCACGAGAUAGCUGGUCUGAUGUCCUCCCGGUCACUAUUGUUGGUCAGGCAGUGGUCAAGCAGCAGUGGAAUGUUUAUCAUUGCUACGUCAUCAAUGACAGCACCUCGAUAUCCAAAUCCGGACAAUAUUGUGAUGUAA